Bufo gargarizans (Asiatic toad) is the source of this 1041-nucleotide messenger RNA. RefSeq lists its product as uncharacterized. NCBI's taxonomy places the organism in Eukaryota, Metazoa, Chordata, Amphibia, Anura, Bufonidae. Bases 1 to 1035 code for a protein of 344 amino acids. The record is from RefSeq and is a predicted model, not a curated record. The transcript is spliced from 3 exons.
AUGGAGUGUGGCAGCAGCCCGUGUCUGAGCUGCUGCAGUACCUCUUCUGGUGGUUCCUGUCCCACAGUGUGCGAGGUGGAAGCGCUCCUGGCACAGCUCCGUGUGGCAGCGGAGAGCAGGGGAUCUAGAUGGCAGCAGGCUACCGUUCAAGGUCUGCUCCCGGGGUCUGGGGAGGCUACUGCUUCGGCUCUCCCCUCCAGCCGGCCGUGGAGGACAAGUCCUCCGGCGCGCCUAAGUCCAGAAGUGACCCCGAGGGUCCGGCGCCGGUUAAGGAGCCCCUCUGUGGCCCCUCCAGCACUCGCUGCGUUGAGUACCAGUUCUUCCAGGCAGUCGCGUGCUGGGAGGAAUCCUGUGGUACGGCGGGACCCUAGGAGGGGGGUGCUGGACCUCCCCCUCUCCUCUGAUGCAGGCAGCGUGGGAUCCAGAGCUGGUUCGGCAGGGGGAUCGGGCCCUGGUCUCUCUGCCCGGCGUGUGACAGGAAGGCAGACUGCAUCUGCUGGUCGGCGGGGUCCUGUGUGUGGCCCUGAGCUGGUUUCCUUACUGGAGCAGCGCAGCGCUGGCUUCAGGUCGACUCUUGAUAAUGAAGGAAGGGCGACAUCUGGUGGCAGAGCUGCUGAUCUGCAGGCUCUUGGAGCUCCAAGCAGGACGAGGGUGACAUCUGGUGGCGAGGCUGAGGUACUGCAGGCCUUGGGAUCUACAAGUGCUGUAAGGGAGACAUCUAGUGGCGCAGCUGCAGGAUUGCAGGCUGCAGGGUCUGCAGAUUCCAGAGAUGUUACAGAACAGAUGUGGGCGUCUGGACGGGAGUUCGUCGCCAGUCAAGUUUCGGUGCCUCACGUUCCGGCUGGUGGAGUCACAGCGUCCGCGCAGCCAGGUUCCUGGUUGGUGUGGAAUUCGGAAGUCACAGCUGGCGGCAAUGGAGAGAACAGGAGCAUGAUGGGAACAGAUUUGGCGCACGUGCCCUCUGGUGUCCAGGGAUUGGCAAACGCACAGAAGGAGUGGUUGGAGGAGGAGUUUAAAAUUGCCUUUAUAAUGUGAGCUGUG